Effrenium voratum is the source of this 5488-nucleotide messenger RNA. The record is from the annotation of a GenBank genome assembly. Lineage: Eukaryota; Dinophyceae; Suessiales; Symbiodiniaceae.
AUGGCGCUGCUUCGAGCGUUCUUUACUCUGCUGCCGCUCAUCGCAGGCGACUCGACCGUCGAGUACUUCGCGGUGUGCGACGCUGGCAGCACCGGAACGCGGCUCUACGUGUUCGCCCUGGAUGUGGCUGCGGGCAAGGCCUCCUCCGUCUUCGUGAAGAAGACGAAGCCGGGGCUGUCCUCCUACGCCAAUGAGCCCUCCAAGGCUUUGGCGCCGCUGCUGGCCCUCCUCAAAGAAGGAGCGCAGAAGGUGCCUGAGGCGCUGAGGCGCAAGACACCUCUCCUGAUCUUUGGCACGGCCGGCAUGAGGCUGCUCCCGCCCGAUACGCAGGCCAAGAUUUGGUCAGCGGUGCAGAGCAUCCAGGAGGAUCCCAGCUUUCCCUUCGACGCGUCCAGCUUGCAAGCCCGCACGGUGAGCGGCGAGGAGGAGGGCCUGUGGGCAGUUCUGGCCGCCAACUUCCUGACGGGCAGGAUGGGCCACGACUUAGCCUCCCAUGGCGCCGCGGCGCCCUUGGGCUUGCUGGAUUUGGGUGGAUCUAGCACGCAGAUCGGCAUCCCCAAUGCUGCUGCAGCUCAGAAAGGCGUGAACUUCAGCGAUGGCGUCAUGGUCAAGAGCUACCUGGGCUUCGGCAUGACCCACAUCCGGGAGCAGGUCCGAGCCGCGUCGGAUGGCAGCGACGCGAGCUGCUACAUGAAAGGCACGCCAGUGGCGGAGGGCGUGGUCGGCAUUGGCGCCGGCCCUGCCUGCCGAAGUCUCAUUCACCAGAUGAUGCUCAAAGAGUCAGAAACCUGCAAGCUGGACAAGAAGGACGCCUGCUUGGGUGACCUGAGCCAAGAAGCCAGCCGGGCCGUGCAGGGCUCGGUGGACUUCUUCGGUGUCUCGGGGCUGACCUACGUGGCGGACUUCGUGCACUGGUGGCUCGCCAAGGCCCCCAAUCAGCGGAAGGUGCCCUUCCUGGAGGCGUACCCGCGCCCAACGCUGAAAGAGCUGGAGCUGGCAGUGGAUCUGAUGUGUGCAGGCGAGUACUCCUGGGUGGAGGCACAGACCAAGGAGAAGUCGACGGCACAUCAGUACACGGCGGAGGACAACAUGGCGUUCCGUUGCUUCCAAGCCAACUACAUCCUCGUCCUGCUGGGUGAGAUGUACGGCUUCCCCAAGGACGCCCGGAAGGUGACGUAUGCUCUCGAGGUGGAGGGCGAAGAUCUGGAGUGGCCGCUGGGAGCGCUGCUCCAGACUCGGUCGCACCUUGGUGAGGACUGCGACUGCGCGCUUUGCCACCAGCUCAUCUACGAGCCGGUGGUCUUGCCUUGCGCGCAUGUGUUCUGCCGCGGUUGCCUAGCGCAGUGCCUGGAGCACGGCGCGGGCCGGCGCUGCCCGCUGUGCCGACGCCUGCACGCCGCCUACCUGGAGGACCUGGCGCCCUGCCAGCUGUUGGCCUCGCUGCUGGAGGAGCGCUUCCCGGCAGCGUACAAGGAGCGCAGAGCUGCCGCCUUUGCCCUGCCCAAGGCAGUGCCCAGGAACGAGGCGGAGCUGGGGCUCUUCGUGCUGGAGCCGCUGCUGCCGCUGCAGCGGCUGCAGCUCAACGUCUUCGAGCCCAGGUACUGCGCCCUGAUGCGACUGGCCCUGAGUAGUGGGCGCCGCUUUGGCAUGGUCGGAUUCAACAGCGGCAUGAGCCACUUGCAGCAUGGCUGCGAGGUGGUCAUGGAGGACUGCAUGCAGUUCCCCAACGGCCACUUCCAGGUGCAGAUCGUCGGAACCCGCGCCUUCAAAAUCUUGGAGGUCCCCGCGCUGCAAGCGGACGGCUACCUCCUGGCGCGGAUCGCCUACCUUGAUGAGUCCCGAGGUGCGGACGCCGACGCCGACGCCGGCAUGGACGUCCGCGCGGAGGACGUUUCGGCAGCCGAGGAAAUGCUUCCGGAGCUGGAGGAAUGGCAGGGCUUGGUGAAAGAUCGACGACUGAGCUCCAUUCUGCAGGAGCUGGGCCCAAGGCCCCCCUGCAGCCAGCCGGGGAAGCUGGCGCUUUGGGCGGCUGCGCUGAUCAACCCCUUGCCGCCUCUGGGCCUCGCCCCGGAGCUGCGUGCGGAGGUGCUGGCGGCCGAAGACCCCCAGGAGAGACUCCAGAGAGUGCGUGCAGGCCUUCAGUCCUCACUGGCGCACCUGCAAGCGCUGCAGAAGUCCCCGGUCCGCAGGAGCGGGGAUGCUGAUUUGUACAUGGCCGGCGCAAGCCGUUUCCCCAGCGCCAAAAUCGGCGACAGAAGGCCCAAGUUGUCGCGCCACGAGCUGGCGGCCUUUUUCGAGACAGGACCCUCCUCGAGCUUCGGUGACUUUGGGCACAAGAGGCGCCCGGAUGGUGGAGUCAAUGAUCCCGACGGAGGUGUGAUCCUGGAGGAGACCACCUGCAAAAAGCCAGACAUGGACGAGAACGAACAUGGCACCGGUCUCAAGGCUGGCAUCCACUUGGGGUUAUCCACGAUAUUUGUCCUCGGUGUGCCCAUCGGCAUCGCGGGGGGCGCUGGCUACCAGGUCUACGAGCGCAUGGCCAAGGCCAGGGCCAAGAUGCUGGAAGCGGAAGUCGCGGCGGCCAAGGCCAAGGCGAAGGCCAAGGCCAAGUUCAAGAUGAAGGCCAAGGCAAAGCCUCGCGCCGAGGAGGACUUCGACAGCUCUCAGAUGCAUGCUGAGCCUAGGCUCCUUAAGUUGUGGGCGCUGGCAACGCUUGACCGGCUCACAGGUUUUGACCGGUGCGUGGCGCCCGCAGUUUCCGGCACUCCCAAGCUGCUUCGUUCCAAUUCGUGCUAUCGCGCCAUGGCGAAUGCGGAAUUCACGGAUAUGACCAGCAAGGUCAUCGAGGAAGCGGCCAAGUUGGCGCGCCAGAGGGGCCAUCUGCAACUGGACCCGGCCCACAUCUUCACGGUGCUGCUCAAGGACAAAGCCUCCCUGCCUGCACAAGUACUGGGGCGCCUGAGUGGGGACUUCGUCGAGGUACAGAAAGCCUGCGAGCGGCUGCUGAACAGCUUCAGCGCUCAGCAGCCGGCGCCGGAGGAGAUCUCGCCCAACAACGCCAUGCGCCAGACGCUGCAGGAAGCAGAGAAGCAGCGCAAGGCCUCCGGCGGCAGUUAUGUCAGCCUGCCGGAUCUCUUCCUGGCGCUGCUGAAGCAAAAGGCCAUCAAAGAGGUGCUGAGCGCCGCGGGGUACGGCAUCUCCCAGGUGGAGAAGGCAAUGCAGGAACUGAGGGGAUCCAAGAAGGUGGACACCCAAACGGGGGACGAGAACUUCGAGGCGCUGUCCAAGUACGGCCGCGACCUGGUUGCUGACGCUGAGAGCGGCAAGCUGGACCCUGUCAUUGGACGGGAUGAGGAGAUCCGGCGGGUGGUGCAGGUGCUGGCAAGGCGCACCAAGAACAACCCCAUCCUCGUGGGGGACCCAGGUGUUGGGAAGACCGCCAUCGUGGAGGGUCUGGCGCAGCGGGUGGUCAUUGGCGACGUGCCCGAGACCUUGAAGAAGUGCCGCGUGGUGGCGCUGGACGUCGGCGCGCUGAUCAGCGGCGCCAAGUACCGCGGGGAGUUUGAAGAGCGUCUCAAGGCGGUGUUGCAGGAAGUGAAAGACGCGGAAGGCCGCAUAGUCCUCUUCAUCGACGAGGCGCACAUGCUGAUUGGCGCUGGCAAGACUGACGGUGCCAUGGACGCGGCAAACCUGCUGAAACCCAUGCUGGCAAGGGGCGAGCUUCGCUGCAUCGGCGCCACCACCAUGGACGAGUACCGCAAGUACAUCGAGAAAGAUGCCGCGCUGGAAAGGCGAUUUCAGCAGGUGCAUGUAGACGAGCCCUCGGUGCCGACGGCCAUCACCAUCCUCCGCGGGCUCAAGGAGCGCUACGCGGCGCACCACGGGGUGAGCAUCCAGGAUGCCUCGCUGGUGGCGGCGGCGCAGCUCUCGGAUCGCUACAUCACCACCCGCUUCUUGCCCGACAAGGCGGUGGACCUGCUGGACGAGGCCUGCAGCAAGAUCCGGGUGCAGCUCUCCUCGCAGCCCGAGGCCAUUGACACCUUGGAGCGACGUCGGCAGUACUUGGAAGUGGAGGUGAAGGCCCUGAGCAAAGAGAAGGAUCAUGCCUCCAAGACCCGGUUGCAGGAGGCCCAGAAGGAGCUCUCGCAGGUGGUCGAGGAACUGGCGCCCUUAAGGGCCAGGUACCAGCAGGAGCGGGAGCUCAUCGAUGACUUGAGCAAAGCGAAGACCAAGUUGCAGGACCUGAAGCGGAAGUUGGACCUCAUGGAGGCGCGCCAUGAUGUGGACGGAGCGGCGGACCUGCGCUACGAAGCCAUCCCAGGGGUGCAGCAUCGCAUCCGGGAGCUGGAGAAGCGAAAGAAGGACUUCGAUGAGAGCUGCGACACGCCUUUGCUCUGCGAGACCGUCACGCCCAUGCACAUCGCGGAGGUCGUCGCUCGCUGGACCGGCAUCCCAGUGGCGAAGUUGUCGCAGGGCGAGAAGACCAGGUUGCUCAACCUCGAGCAGGCACUGAACAAGCGAGUGGUGGGCCAGGAGGAGGCCGCCUCCGCCGUUGCCCGGGCCGUGCUCCGCAGCGCUGCCAAGCUCUCGCGCAGGAACCAGCCCACAGGCUCCUUCCUCUUCGCCGGGCCCACGGGAGUCGGGAAGACCGAGCUGGCAAAGGCUCUGGCGGCAGAACUCUUCGAUGGCGAGAACAAGAUGAUCCGCCUGGACAUGUCGGAGUACAUGGAGCAACAUGCGGUGAGCCGCCUCAUUGGCGCGCCCCCGGGCUACGUGGGCCAUGAUCAGGGCGGCCAACUCACUGAGGCGUUAAGGCGCCACCCCUACAGCGUGGUGCUCUUCGACGAGAUGGAGAAGGCUCACCCUCAAGUGCUGAACGUUCUCCUGCAGCUGCUGGAUGAUGGCCGUAUCACUGACAGCCACGGCAGGACGGUGGACUGCAGCAACUGCGUGGUGAUUAUGACCUCCAACCUGGGCUCGGAGCACCUCAUGCGCCUCAAGUCGAUCACUGAGAUGGAGAACGCCAAGGGCAAGGUCAUGCAGGUGAUCCGCUCAAGCCUGAGGCCAGAGCUGUUGAACCGCCUUGACGACGUUGUGGUCUUCCACCCGCUGAGCCGCGAGGUACUUCGACAGGUGGUGCGGCUGCAGCUUGCAGACGUGCUGGCAAGGUUAGACGAGUUGGAGGUUUCCAUGCACGUCACUGAUUCAGCCGUGGACUUCAUCCUCAAGGAGGCCUUCGACCCCGAGCUGGGUGCGCGCCCGCUGAAGCGCUUUUUGGAGAGGCACCUGGUCUCCAGGCUCAGCACCUUGAUUUUGGAGGAUGCCCUUCCACCUGGCAGCGCCGUCAGUGUGGACCGCACCACGCGCAAUGGCGUGGAAGACUGGGACUUCCGCAUCACCACUGGUCCUAAGAGGCAGCGCACUGACCAGUAGUGCGGCCAAGGAAAGGUCCGAAAAUGUGCCGGAUAAGAAAGGAAGGCAAGUGGAC